AUCCAAUAAACACAUCAAUCUUUACUCAUUUACUCAAUCUUGACCACUUCAUCACCAUCAAGGCAUCAUAAUAAAAUUUGCAUAAUCUACAAAUUGUGGUGGUGAUUUGAUUUGAAUAUGAUUAAACCAUCACCACUUAAAAAAUCACAAUUGGAAGUAUCAAAAUUUGCAUAGAUUUUUUAAAAAAGGCUGGCAUUUUUGUACUAAUUUACGAAAUCACAAAUUCCUGAAAUGCAUCUGAUGAGGAUUAAAGUCUCGCUGCACUGGUGAGUUCAUUGACUUUUGAGAGAGAGGUCAAGAAAAGUGAGGAGAAAGAAAAGUCCAGAAGUCUGCAGCAGGCAGCCUGGUGGUGGUGGUGAUUUGCAUGUCGCGUCUCUUGGUGAUGGUGCUUUUCCAGUUUGAUCGAAGCCCAUCAGUUGGUAAUUUCCGUGGUGGUGUGAACAACUCGCUCUCUCUUUCCUCUCUCUCUGUCUCUCUGUCUUUCCAUUUUUUACUCUCGGAAACUUCGGGUUUUUGAAACUUUUAACUCUGCCAAAAUGUUUACCCUGCUUCGUGAGAACUGCAACAAUGAGUCGGUCUACUCCUUGAUCCAGCCACCGCAAGAAAUCCCUGCUCCCGGUCCACCAUUGUACAAGUCUCGGUUCUCUUGCAAGGUGCGUGAAGACGCGUAUGAUGCGAGGAAGGGGUGUUUUCUCACGAUGGGUGUGCCUCGAGUGUGCCAAGAUCCGCCGACAUGCUACUUGAAGAAGCAGACACGGGCUCCAAUGUCAAUCCGGAGGAAAGUGGGAUUGCCCAAAGUGGAAAUGGUGUGCAAUCCGUGUCAAACUGGUGACGAUGAGGAGAACACUGCUGCUGCUGAAUGUCCUCCACCCACUGAGGAAUGUUCCAUAAUCGCCGAAUGUGGCAGUGGCGACCAAGCAUCUGCUCCGCCGUGUUGUCAAGAGGAAAAAUGUCGCAUAGCCCGCAUCUGUCUCUGUGCCGGUUUGAAAGAAAAGCCACCAGUGCCCCCGCCUUGCGCCAAGUUCGGAGUGAUUCCCACUUGCUGUAAGGACUACGUGCGAGACAACAUUCGCAACGCAGUGCGUCAAGUUCCCCGCAAACCGACCAUGCGUUUCGUCGAUGACCGCGUCGGCCACACGAAGAACUGGUGCACUUCAGGCAUGCCCCGAUUGUACGUGUGUGGCGAAAACUUUGGCAAGAUUCCGUGCUACUUGGAAGACAUCAAGGCUGAUUUGCACGUCCAAGCGCAGAAGGAGAAGAGUCUCAUGAAGGCGCAGGAGAUCAGCGCGCAAGAAAACUGUCGCCAUUUGGACCCCGUGGAGCGAGACGCGAUCACCUGCGGCCUCAAGAAGAAUUGGGAAGAAGUCUUCGCCGACUAUCAAGCUCUUCCCCUCUUAAUAGACACGGCUGGCAAGAUUCAACGGAAAUCAGAGUUGGAAAAGGAAUUGAAAAAGUUGGAGCAAGACAUUCAAGUUUUGGAACGGCAUGACCACCUCUUCGUCGCUGAUACUUGUCGCUCUUUCUAUCUAGCCUAAAACUAUCACUACCAUUAGCUAAUUAACAAAAAAAAAGUCUUAUAAUCUCAAAUAAUCUGGCCCUGUCUAAUAAUGUAACUCCAACUUCAUUAUCACAACCACUCAUGUAACAAGUAUGAUUGUGUAACAUUAUUUUAAAAUCAAACUAAAAAUUGUAACUAAUAUUAAUGAAUAAGAAUGAUU
This is a messenger RNA of Folsomia candida, 1718 nucleotides long. RefSeq lists its product as uncharacterized. Gene Ontology annotation, molecular function: calmodulin binding. Lineage: Eukaryota; Metazoa; Arthropoda; Collembola; Entomobryomorpha; Isotomidae. Gene Ontology annotation, cellular component: acrosomal vesicle. The transcript is spliced from 3 exons. Bases 537 to 1535 code for a protein of 332 amino acids. The record is from RefSeq and is a predicted model, not a curated record.